CCUGGGGCCUGUUGCACAAAAGUAGAAUUAAGACAUCCGGGAUAAAUGACUCAGCUGAGCUCAAUGAAGCCAAAACAUGUGCGUCCAGGCUUAAUUGGUUGCACAAAGACCAAGCCAGGAUGAGCAGACACGGAUUCAUUAAGCCAGGUGAAACCAAUCCUGGAUAGGUGCGCGCUCACGGCUCACUCAAAUAGACCCCGCCACAGAUCACAGAUUAAUUGAUUUACCAUGGCAACUAGAGCCGCGUACUUUUCCCCGUCGGAAGCACAAAUCCUCAUGGAGGCAUACGAGGAGGUAAAAGAUAUAAUUAAGAAGAAAGGCAACACCGCCACAGUGAUAAAGCAAAGAGAAAAAGCGUGGCAAAGUAUUGCAGACCGCCUGAAUGCAUUAAACAUGAACGGGCCAAAACGGACAUGGCAGCAGGUCAAAAUCAAAUACAAGAACAUUCUGCAGAAUGCAGUGAAAAAGAAUACCCACAGACAAGGCACGGGUGGUGGGUCACCAAAGGCUGACCUUACCCCAGCAGAGGACAUGGCCUUGGAGCUAAAUAAAGGCAGGCCCGUCUUAGAGGGGAUCCCUGGGGGGAAAGAGACGAGCAUAGGUUCCUCCCAAGAUGCCACCCGCUUCAUUCAAGUGUCUGGCAGCACUGUGUUCCUGUUAGAGCCACCAGCACAAGCACCAGACGAUGCUGAUCCAGGUGAAGGCCCCAGUGCAGCAGCAACAGCACAUGAUGGAGACGAUGAUGAUGAGGAGGAGACCAUCUCUCUGGAUUCCAGAAGGCAUGAGGACCCAGAUGCUAUACAGUGGGAAAACCAGCCUGGCAACAUAAGCUCACAAGCUAUCAGAAAGUUGUAUGGCAACCACCUCCGGCGCCAAAUAGAACUGGCAGACAUAGACAUUCAGUACAAGAAGAAAAAGAUGGAAAAUCUUGCACUGGAGUCCGAAAUAAAAAAGAGGACAAUUAGGAAACUGGACCUUGAAAUAAAAAAACUUGAGAGGGAGCUCCAAGAAGAUGACACAGCUCAAAAUAAAAAUUAGCAAUCAGUACAACCAAGUCAUCGUUAUAAGGCAUCGCCCUCUUUUGCCCACCCCCCCAGCACCAGGUGUGGCCACUAGCCUAUAUGAAGGCCCAAAAUUGUGUGUUCCUUUCUGCUCUGACAAUGGCAUGCCCAUUCGUGCGAGAUGUGG
Oncorhynchus keta (chum salmon) is the source of this 1188-nucleotide messenger RNA. RefSeq lists its product as uncharacterized. The record is from RefSeq and is a predicted model, not a curated record. The transcript is spliced from 9 exons. Bases 229 to 1038 code for a protein of 269 amino acids. NCBI's taxonomy places the organism in Eukaryota, Metazoa, Chordata, Actinopteri, Salmoniformes, Salmonidae. Gene Ontology annotation, cellular component: nucleus.